Molecule: messenger RNA, 1380 nt
Organism: Oryza sativa Japonica Group (Japanese rice)
Lineage: Eukaryota; Viridiplantae; Streptophyta; Magnoliopsida; Poales; Poaceae
Source: RefSeq, a predicted model, not a curated record
AUGGCUGUGCUACGAGCUACCGAGCUCCGGUUGCUUCUCGUGGCCAUGGCCGUGGCUGCUGUGACGGCGAGGGGCGCUGCCGGUGGCGGCGCGGCGAAGGUUCCGGCGAUCUUCGUGUUCGGCGACUCGACGGUCGACGCCGGGAACAACAAUUACCUGGCCGGAAUCAGUGCCAGGGCCGACUUCCCUCACAACGGUGUCGACUUCCCCGGCGGCGAGCCGACGGGGAGGUUCAGCAAUGGCCUCAUCGGCGUCGACUUCAUAGCGGCUGCGAUGGGGUUCACCAGGAGUCCACCACCUUACCUCUCUCUCAUCGCCAUGGAUGCUAACAGCAGUGGUGAGGUGAUGAGCAACAUGAUGAUGGCAGCUGCAUCCGCCAUGAAAGGAGCCAGCUUUGCUUCCGGAGGCUCCGGUGUUCUUGAUUCCACAGGGACUACAAUCAGCAUGACAAAGCAGAUAGAGUACUUCUCAGAUCUCAGAGACCAGAUUUCGACCAUAUUGAGCGCCGAAAAAGCGUCAACAUUGCUGUCAAAAUCCAUCUUCCUCAUCAGUGCUGGUGGGAAUGACGCCUUUGAAUUCUUCUCGCAGAACAAAUCGCCAGACUCUACAGCAAUUCAGGAAUUCUGUGAAGCUUUUAUCUCCACAUAUGAUAGUCAUGUGAAAACAUUAUACAAUUUAGGAGCAAGGAAGUUUGCAGUGAUCAAUGUGCCAUUACUCGGGUGCUGCCCAUAUUUGAGAAGUCAGAACCCGACCGGAGAGUGCUUCGAACCGCUAAACCAGUUGGCCAAGAGACUGAACGGCGAAAUCCGGGACCUGUUCCGUGACCUCAGCUCCGAAAUGCAGGGAAUGAAGUACUCCAUUGCCAGCUCCUAUGAACUUAUCUCCAGCCUAAUUGAAAAUCCACAAGCUGCUGGUAAGUUACCUCAGUUUAAGCAAAGAGUAAUAUGACCUGGAACUCACACCUCAAACAUUGUCACAGUUCUACUUAGCAUGAAUUGAAUUGUAACCGUCUACUUUUCAGCUAUAUCUGAGAUCUCACAGACUUGCUGAUUGAUUUCAGGGUUUGUAGAGGUGAAGAGUGCAUGCUGUGGUGGUGGUGGCAAGUUCAACGCCGAGGAAGCCUGUACCCCCAGCUCCAGCUGCUGCGCUGACCGUAGCAGAUAUCUCUUCUGGGAUCUCCUCCACCCUACCCAGGCCACCUCCAAGAUUGUAGGCCUUGCCUUCUAUGACGGGGCAGCACGGUUUGUCAGUCCCAUAACCUUCAAGCAGCUGGCCGACGCAUAGCAUUUCGGCAUCAGAACUAGAACUUAGGAUUCACUAGACCAAGACAAUGCUUGUAUCAAUCUACAGCAUGGCAAAGAUGCUGAACUAUCCAAAGAC